Molecule: messenger RNA, 879 nt
Organism: Peronospora farinosa
Lineage: Eukaryota; Oomycota; Peronosporomycetes; Peronosporales; Peronosporaceae
Source: the annotation of a GenBank genome assembly
AUGAGUGUCCCUUCGUCAAUUCCACGCAUUCUUGACAGCGAUAGUGACAGUGAGGAUGAUGUUCCAUUGUCCUCCUUACGUAGUGCGAAAGCUCCAGUACUAAAAGAAGAAAUAAAGACGGAAAUGUCGAGCCACAAUGUGAAAAAGAACAAACGAGAGACGAGAAGUGAGAGCGAAAGUGACGAUGAGAUUCCUAUCAGUGGCCUGGCGAACCGGAAUAAAAAGUUGAAGAUUGAGACAAAUGUCAAGAGGGAAGAGGUGACGAUGAAUAACCCUCGGUCGACAUUAAAGAGCACACCACGUAAGGUGAAGAAGAGAAUAAUAAAGAUAAAGAUUCGACAACAAGAGUGUACGGAACAAUUGUAUCAAACACUCAAGGGUCAAUUGGCUCAGGAAUUGCUGUGUCGAUGGUGGUAUGCGAUGGAAUGGCCACCUACGAAGACAUUAACGUCAAAAGUGCAUGGCGUCCAGGAACUUGAUGGGUUUCCUGGUGCCUAUAUUCGCGUUAAGGGUGACGACUUGGGUUCGAUUAUAGAUACGCGGCUAUCAGCGGGAAAGCCGUCGUUCUUGCACUUCUUUGCUAUGUCUUCUGAAGACCUGCAAAAGCUGCUUCUUCUGGCGUAUGAUAAACAAAUGGAAGUGUUGAUCGAUCAUGAGGGCUCGGACACUCCUCUUCUGAAGGAGCUGCAAAAGGCACGCGCAUCAGCAGCUCGAAUUAACACAGAGAAGGCAGACCGAAGCAUACAAAAGGUGCUGAAGAGUUUUGCUGAGCUGGAGCGAGAAAUUAAAGCGGUAAAAGCUCUUGCGCUCAAAGAGGAGAAUACUUCGGAUGAAGGUGAAGAAGACGACAAUGAUGAUGACGACGCAGCGGAUGACUAA